AUGAAAACCAUGAAAGAAGACAGUAGUGAGGCGGUGGACGGAGGUGGGACCUGGAAUGAAGAGGUGACCAAGUGGUGGGGGGAAUGGAGCUCGUGGUCCACGUGUUCCCGUACCUGCGGAGGGGGUGUGAUGUCCCGGGAAAGGCACUGUUUGCAGCAGCGGCUACAAGUGUCUCAGGGGACCAACAGUACCAUGUGUCUAGGCCAGUCCAAACACUACCAGUUGUGCCAACAACAGCUUUGCCCUGCCAACGCAGCCAGUUUCAAACAGCAUCAGUGUGCCAGUUUCAAUGCCAAGGCCUUUGGGAAGCACUAUUACCACUGGAUGCCCCUUUACCCAGAUGAUUACACCAGCAUCUCCAACAAGCCAUGCGAUCUCCAAUGCACCACCAGGGGUGGAGAGAGACAGCUCAUGGCGCGGGCCCAGGAUGGCACUUCUUGCAAAGACAGGACUCACCAAGGGGUCUGCAUUACUGGGAAGUGUGAGCCAAUUGGAUGUGAUGGCAGCCUCUAUUCUUCCCAGACGAUGGAUCGGUGCCGGGUGUGUGGAGGAGAUGGAAGCACCUGCUACCGAGUCUCGGGCAGUUUCCGGAAAGGGAUCUCACAGUUAGGAUAUGUAUUUAUCACUAACAUCCCGGCUGGUGCUACAGACAUUCUUAUAAUCGAGCGAAGGAAAACGGAGAACAUCUUGGCACUCGCUGAUGAAUCUGGGCACUUCUUCUUCAAUGGGAACUCUGCCAUCGACAACCCGCAGAACUUCAGGGUGGCCGGCACCGUGUUCAAAUACCGUCGGCCUUCCAACCUCCACUCUGAUGGCCUGGAGUAUAUUAUUGCCCAGGGGCCCACCAACCAGUCUCUGAAUGCCAUGUACUAUAACUUUAAUGGGAAAAUGCCCCACGUAACCUACGACUACACGGUGCCACGGACACUGUCACCAGCUCUGCAGACCAUCCCUCCGGUCAUCAAGAUGCCUCUUUACCUUCGUCUGCCAGAUCCCAGCCACAACCAAGAUGCAGUCCCAUCCAUUUCCCAAGAUUUCAAUGCCACUUGGAUCCCGCUUGCGCCAGAUGACCUUGGGGAACGUUUCUCGCAAGGGGAAGAGCGUGGCGGCAUGGCCUUUGGCAGCCAGAACUUGUUUCCAAGCAAUUCCACGACACCAGGCUGGGACUGGGGCUGGAAACAUGGGGACGAGGGGGAAAGUUUUAGCUUCCAAGUCCAACGACUCUACCACACUAAUGGAGCUGAUGAAGCUGAAGAAGUGGGAGUAGGCAGAGAAACAGAUUUGGCGCUCAGACUCAACCAGAUCACAAUCAGCACAGCUGUCCCUCAUGGCGCAGCCAGGCCUGAUCUAGAAACUGGCAGGAUCGGGCCAUCCAGGCUGCGUCUCUUCAAGAAAUUGUGUCUUCGGGACCCACAAAAUGCUGCUUUUUGUAGGGAAUUGCACUACCUAGUGGUCAAGCUGGGAAGAAAGAAUUCAACAGUGGGGUUUUGGAGUGACCCCUUAGUAGAAUGGCCAGAAGGACUGCGCAAGCGGCCAGCAAAUGAGAACUUUCUAGAAAGCACGAAUGCUGAGGCGUACACAGUGGAUGAGGCAACCAACGACACUGUGAUGACGACAUCUUCCAAACCCAGUUCCAAGUCCAACCUACAUACUGGUUUUGGGAACAAACCCCUGUCAGAACCUCUGCAGUCUCCUGGUACUGAAAGCAAUGACUUCGAGCUGAACCCCCUUGGCCACGAUGACAUCAGCCUGGCUGACAUGUAUCGCUGGAAAGUAUCGGCCUAUGCGCCUUGCAGCUCCACAUGCACCUCGGGGAUCAGUACCUCCUAUGCCCUGUGCAUCCGCUACGACGGCGUAGAAGUGGAAGAAGCAUACUGUGAUGUGCUGACCCGUCCGGAGCCCACUCAUGAAUUCUGUGCAGGCCGAGAUUGCCAGCCCAGGUGGGAGACCAGCCGGUGGAGUGAGUGUUCCAGGACGUGCGGCGAAGGCUAUCAGUACCGGACGGUGCGCUGCUGGAAGAUGCUGGCCCCAGGCUUCGAUAGCUCUGUUUAUGACGACAUGUGUGAGUCAGCUGGGCUGGCCAGGCCCAUGGAGAGGAAAUCGUGCGUGAACAAACCCUGUGGGCCACAGUGGGAGCUGUCAGAGUGGUCUGAGUGUUCCGCUCGGUGUGGCGGCCCAGGGACCAUGAAGAGGGCUGUGCGCUGCUCGGUAGAGCCACAUCUGUGCAACGAGUCACUGAGGCCUGUCGGUGAGAAGGAAUGCUCAGGCCCUCCCUGUGACCGCCACUGGACUGCUUCUGACUGGGGACCAUGCUCAGGUUCGUGUGGCGAGGGGCGGAUGAACCGCUUCAUCACAUGCCGCAAUUUGGAGGGGAAGGUGAUCUUAGACUCCCAGUGCGAUCCUGACACCAAGCCACUAGCAAUUUAUCCCUGUGGUGACAAGAACUGCCCUGCCCAUUGGGUUGAGCAGGAAUGGGAUCAGUGCAACGCCACUUGUGGCCGAGGAGUCAAGACACGGACAGUGCUGUGUGCGGGGCUGGAGCACGGCGUGUACAGGGAGUAUCCGGAGAAGCGCUGCGACGCCUUCCCUAAGCCGGAAGUGCAGGCAUCUUGUUUCAAGAGGCCCUGUUCCACGUGGUUUUCCACCUCUUGGUCCCAGUGCAGCAAGACGUGCGGCACAGGCUUGCGGGUCCGAGAGGUGAAAUGCUACCAAGGAGAAGCCCUAGGACAAGGCUGCGAUUCAUCUUCCAAGCCUGAAGCCAAGCAGAUUUGCCAGCUACAGCUGUGUCCUACAGAUGCUCCAGAUGAAGACUGUGAGGACAAAGCAUCAGCUAACUGCGUGCUGGUCAUGAAAGUGAAACUCUGUUCCCACUGGUACUACAGGAAGGCCUGCUGUAGAUCUUGUAGGAAUAAGGCACUCUGAUUUCUUCCACCUGCCUUUUAAAAAAGUUUCCUGCUGGA
Messenger RNA from Euleptes europaea (tarantolino), 2960 nucleotides. Its product is annotated as ADAMTS-like protein 2. Gene Ontology annotation, molecular function: metalloendopeptidase activity. The transcript has 18 exons. NCBI's taxonomy places the organism in Eukaryota, Metazoa, Chordata, Lepidosauria, Squamata, Sphaerodactylidae. Bases 1 to 2922 code for a protein of 973 amino acids. Gene Ontology annotation, biological process: extracellular matrix organization. Gene Ontology annotation, cellular component: extracellular matrix. The record is from RefSeq and is a predicted model, not a curated record.